Mytilinidion resinicola is the source of this 1580-nucleotide messenger RNA. RefSeq names its product FAD/NAD(P)-binding domain-containing protein. Lineage: Eukaryota; Fungi; Ascomycota; Dothideomycetes; Mytilinidiales; Mytilinidiaceae. Gene Ontology annotation, molecular function: FAD binding. The transcript has a single exon. The record is from RefSeq and is a predicted model, not a curated record. The coding region runs from base 120 to 1442 and encodes 440 amino acids.
AUUCUUGACACCUAUCAACGGUGUGCGUUAUCACUACUUUAUUCUGCCUAGUCGAUUCCAUACACCAUUCCACCCAAGCACUACCUCUUCGAAGCACCCUGUAAUCACCCAAGACCGCAAUGUCUCUCCCGGCCCUCAGACCCUCGUCCUCCCUCGCGAACCCUCUCAACAUCCUCGUCAUCGGCGCCGGUGUCGCAGGGCCUGCCCUCGCAUACUUCCUCCAGAGCGCCGAUCCUCGCCACACCAUCACCAUCAUAGAACGCUCUCCUUCGCUCCGCAUGGCAGGCCAACAGAUCGACCUCAAAGCCGAAGGUCUCCCCGUGCUGAGGAAAAUGGGCCUCAUGGACAAUAUCAAGAAAUCCCUCGUUGCCGAAACCGGCCUCGCCAUGGUCGACCCAAACGGAAAGCCAAUCGCGCACUUCGGCAUCGUCGACGCCGCUAAAGGCACUGUCGGGCUGACCAGUGAGUAUGAGAUCAUGCGGGGUGAUCUGGUGCAGGUGCUUUACGAUGCCAGUCUCGCCCAGGGAGUGAAAGCGAAAGAGCUAGGGCAAGCGGGCGGAUUGACGUAUGAGUUCGGGAAGACUGUCAUGGAUUUCAAACAAGACAACGACGGCGUUGAUGUCACUUUCUCGGACGGACAGGAGAAGCGUUACGACCUCGUCGUCGGCGCAGACGGGCAGACGUCGCGGACAAGACGCCAAGCCUUCGGCCAGGAGGCCAGUGAUGAAGCGUUCAAAUCUCUCGGUAUCCACACGGCCUACUACAGCGUCCCACGGCUCGAGGGCGAAGGAGGGCUCGCGAAUCUCUAUACUGCCCCAGGACGUAGGUGCAUAUUAACACGAAUGGGUGACCGGCCGAUGACGCAGGUGUACCUCUUCAACAUGAACGCUACAAGCACUGAGAGGCUGAAGAAGAUGAACAAAGAGCCAAUCGAGAAGCAGAAAGAGGUCUGGGCAGAAACUUUCAAAGACGCCGGAUGGCAGGCUGACAGGUUUGUGAGCGGCCUGGAUACCUGCGAUGAUUUCUACACGCACGAAAUAGCGCAGGUGAAGAUGAAGGAGGUGUAUAAGGGCCGCGUCGCGCUCCUUGGAGAUGCGGGAUACUGUCCGAGUCCUUUCACGGGACUGGGGACUACGCUCUCGAUCGUUGGGGCGUACUUACUCGCGGGGGAACUGGCAAGACAUGGUAACGAUGUGCCUAGGGCGCUGCAGGCAUACGAUAAGGUCGCGCGGCCUCUCAUUGACGAAUGCCAGCAUUUGCCUACUGGGCUGGUUGGGAUGUUUCUACCAUCCUCCCGGCUAGGGGUCUGGAUUUUCCGCAACAGCAUGUGGGCUCUGUCUACGUUCAAGAUCAAUGAGAUGAUGCAUAGGGUGUUUCCUGAGGAUACAAGUAAGGCUGGAUGGAAAGUUCCGGACUACCCUGAGCUGAACCUGUUGUCAUGAUUUGGGAAUAGACUAUUGGAUUUAUUUCUUCGAGUGAUCGCGGAGAGUUCAUUGAGGGAGGAUGUUGGAGAGAACUUGUAUAUAAUAGCACUACAGUGACAGGUCAUAAGUCUUUGCACACGGGUUUACCGCUGCUUG